Homarus americanus (American lobster) is the source of this 1475-nucleotide messenger RNA. Its product is annotated as extensin-like. The transcript has a single exon. The record is from RefSeq and is a predicted model, not a curated record. The annotation marks the transcript as partial. NCBI's taxonomy places the organism in Eukaryota, Metazoa, Arthropoda, Malacostraca, Decapoda, Nephropidae.
CUCCUGCCACCCACAACUCUCCGGCCACCAGCUCUCCGCCACCCACAACUCUCUUGCCACCCACAACUCUCCUGCCACCCCAGCUCUCCGGCCACCCCACAACUCUCCUGCACCCCACACAACUCUCCGGCCACCUGCAACUCUCGGCCACCCACAACUCUCCUGCCACCCACAACUCUCCUGCCCCAACUCUCCGGCCACCCAGCUCUCAGCCACCCAGCUCUCCUGCUCCCCUGCUCCGCCACCCACAACUCUCCGGCCACCACACUCUCCAGCCACCCACAACUCUCCGGCCACCCACAGCUCUCCGGCCACCCCUGGCUCCUGCCACCCACAACUCUCCUGCCACCCCAGUCUCAACUCUCCUGCCACCCACAACUCUCCGGCCACCCACAACUCUCCUGCCACCCACAACUCUCCCGGCCACCCACAACUCUCGGCACCCUCUCUGCCCCCCACUCUCGCCCCCGCCACCACAACUCUCCAGCCACCCACAACUCUCCGACCACGCUCUCCAGCCACCGCUCUCCUGCCACAUGGCACACUCUCCCCUGCCACAACUUCCACAACUCUCCUGCCACCCACAACUCUCCAGCCACCCACAACUCUCCGGCCACCACAACUCUCCGGCCACCCACAACUCUCCGCCCCACAACUCUCCGGCCACCCACAACUCUCCGGCCACCCCACAACUCUCUGCCACCCACAACUCUCCAGCCACCCACAACUCUCCGGCCACCCACAGCUCUCCUGCCACCCACAACUCUCCGUACCCCUCCUGCCACCCACACCUCUCCGGCCACCCCACAACUCUCCUGCCCACCCACAACUCCUGCCCCACCAGCUCUCCGGCCACCCACAACUCCGGCCACCCACAACUCUCCUGCACCCACAACUUUCGCCACCCACAACUCUCAGCCCCACAACUCUCCGGCCACCCCACAGCUCUCCUGCCCCACCAACUCUCCUGCCACCCACAACUCUCCUGCACCCCCCAACUCCUCCUGCCACCCACAGCUCUCCCUGCCACCCACAACUCUCCUGCCACCCACAACUCUCCGGCCACCCACAACUCUCCGUGCCCACACAACUCUCCAUCCACGCUUCCCACAACUCUCCUGCCACCGCCCCCACAACUUUCCUGCCCACAGCUCUCCGCCACCCACAACUCCUCCGGCCACCCACAACUCUCCUGCCACCCACAACUCUCCGGCCACCCCCAACUCUCCACCCACAACUCUCCUGCCACCCCUAACUUUCCCACCACCCUCUCUCACGCCACCCACAACUUUCCUGCCACCACAACUCUCGGCCAUCCACAACUCUCGGCCACCCACAACUCUCCUGCCCACAACUCCUCGCCACCCACAACUCUCCUGCCACCCACAGCUCUCCCGCCCCACUCCCCUUUCUCACACACCUCGGCCACCCACAACAUCGGGGCCAAACAUAUAAAAAAAUGGUUGUCUUUUUAG